CUCUACUCUUUCAUUCCUAUUUCUAUUCCUCUUGUUUCGCCUAUAGAAGGCUAUCCUGACCUCGAACAGACCCUCCCAAAGCACUGACUGAAUCAUCCUCGGCUCCUCCGACCCAACCUGCUAGUGCUGAGCCAAUACGAACCAGUCUGCAUCUCGCCGAGACCUGACCAAUCCAGCAUCCUGGCACGGGUUAAAGAUAGUUCUCAGGCUCUGGCCAGCGAUAUGGGAACAGAAUGCCUCACGAUUGGCCUGGCAGUAACUCUGCCUCCGAGGGCAAAUCCUUCGACGUGCCGGACUGACAAUCGGCAUUGUUCAUGGUCCCAAUCUUUAGCUAUCAAGCCGGAUCGCACGAAGGAUCUGCUGCCAAAAUCUCCGCAUCCUUCGCGUCCCCAUGAGGUAUUCCCCCAUCUCCUUCUGGAAGGUCUUCCUAAGGUUGAGACUCUAGUAUUUAGCUCUCGCGAGGCGCCAACCACUGCGGUCUCACCUCAGCCAGUCUAUCGCUUGUCGAGCUGGAGUCUGCCUCUUCGGCUGCGGAUCGUACCGAUGCACCCUUUUGACCGUGAUUGGCGAGGUUUUGGCCCCCUCAUCCUGCCCUAAUCAGGUUGCCUACAGCACUUGAUAGACCCGUCGGGACGGAAUGCCUCAUGUUGUUUUUUCCCGGAGGAGGCUGACAAUACACGUGGAGGUACCCCGGUCCGUGUGAGAACGCAUCCUUAGCGUGAGAUCAUACGAGGUAGACUGAUGCUUGGGGGCCGAUUCCAUCCUGUUCAGGAUGUCGUUUCAUCGCCAUGUCCUGGAUGGAGAAGGGGAGUUGAUUCUCCGGAACUCCUGGAGCUGCUGGAGCUGAAUGGGCUGAGCUCGGAAACGAGAUAUCGCUGCUCAGCAUGAUGGCUUGCUUGUGUCCGUGCCGUUCGUGAAGCUGCCAUAGAAUCGAGGACGAUGAGUAUAAAGCUGGGUGCUGGCCGACGACGAUCCAUUUCCCGCUUCGUCACUCAGACACGGCGUCUUCAAAGGACCCUUUCUAGUCUCGAUCACUAUCAUCACCAGUCGCCAUGCAUCUUGGCCACGCCGCGAGCCUACUCACUGCUUUGGCAGUAUCUGCUCAUGCCAUCCCGACAGAGACGCAUAUCAAAGCGCGCGGCCUCUUGGGUUCCUCCUUUGGCGUGCCCGGGAACAAUGCCACCUUCGACUACAUCAUCGUGGGUGGCGGUACUGCCGGCUUGACUUUGGCCACUCGUUUAGUAGAGCAGCAGAAGGGCUCUGUGGCAGUCGUUGAGGCCGGUGGCUUCUACGAGAUCGAUAAUGGCAAUAUCAGCCAAGUGCCUGCCUUCGACGGAACGUAUACCGGCCGGUCUGAGACGGACUGGCAGCCGUUGAUUGACUGGGGAUACGUCACCACCCCUCAAGCUGGCUCCUACAACGACAAGCUGCACUAUGCUCGCGGGAAAUGCCUCGGGGGCAGUUCAGCGCGCAACUACAUGGUCUACCAACGCGGCACCACGGCUUCAUAUAAGCGAUGGGCCGAUGCUGUGGGAGACCAGAGCUACACCUUUGAGAAAUUCCUACCGUUCUUCGAGAAGAGUAUUAAAUUCACCCCGCCCAACAUGGAGCUGCGCUUCAAGAACGGGUCCGCCGAGUACGACCCGCACGUCAUGGGCAACGGCUCCGGUCCGCUGUCGGUGACCUUCUCUCACUAUGUGCAAGCCUUCGGUACCUGGGCGACGAAGGGACUGCAGGCCAUGGGCAUCCCCAUCGUGCCGGGCUUCCAGAGCGGCUCGCUCCUGGGUCAGUCCUACAGUAUGUUCACCAUCAACGCCACCACCAUGGUGCGCGACUCGUCCGAAACCGCCUUCUUGCGCACAGGCCUCGGAUACUCCAACUACAUGGUGUAUCAGACCGCCACGGCCAAGAAGAUCAUCUUUGACAAGAACAAGCGCGCCACCGGUGUGAUCGUCGACACCGAGGGACUCAGCUACCAGCUCAACGCCCGCAAGGAAAUCAUCCUGUCGGCCGGUGCCUUUGGCUCGCCCCAACUGCUCCUAGUCUCCGGCGUCGGCCCUGCAUCAACUCUCAAGUCCCUGGGCAUCCCCGUCGUCGCAGACCGGCCCGGCGUGGGCCAAAACAUGGAAGACCACAUCUACUUCGGUCCCUCGUACCGUGUCAACGCGCCCACACUGUCGGCACUGGGAUACCCCGAAUUCGCCGCUGCUGCCGCGAAGGAGUUCAAUGAGAAUGCUUCCGGCAUGUACACCAACCCAACCACUGACGUGAUCGCCUGGGAGAAGGUCCCCAAGCGUCUACGCUCGCACUUCUCCAAGUCUACCUUGGCCUCCCUAGCCACUUAUCCCGCCGACUGGCCCGAGCUGGAGUAUCUCUCGCUGAGUGCCUACCUGGGAUACCAGGCCAACCUGGCCACGGGCGACCCGCACGACGGAUACAACUACGCCACGCUGUCCGUGGCCCUCUGCACGCCGCGGUCGCGAGGCAACCUGACCAUCUCCUCGGCUGACGUGUACGACGACCCGGUCAUCAACCCCAACUGGCUGACCGACCCAGCCGACAUUGAGGUGUCGAUCGCAGGGUUCAAGCGGGUGCGCGAGUUCUGGAACUCCAAAGCCAUGAAGCCGUUCGUGAUCGGCGAGGAGGCGUUUCCGGGACCGCACGUCCAGACCGACGCCCAGAUCGAGGAGAUCAUUCGCAAGAGCUUCAACACAAUCUACCAUGCCGCAUGCACCUGCGCCAUGGGCAAGAAGGAUAACCCCAUGGCGGUUGUCGAUACCGAGGCCCGGGUGAUUGGCGUCAAGGGACUGAGGGUCGUCGAUGCGGCGGCGUUUCCGUUGCUGCCUCCGGGUCAUCCCCAGGCUACUGUUUAUGCGCUGGCCGAGAAGAUCGCUUGUGCUAUCACCGGUGCUUGUUGAGUAAGGCAAGCUCCGUAGUUCGUGUAGAAUGGCAUGUUAUAGAGCUAGAGUCGGGGUGUGUGAUCUUCAGUGUCACCGGAUAUGUAAAGCUAUGUAUAGCAGUUUUAGGGCAAAUAUAACUUGUUUCUAUCUUCA
Messenger RNA from Aspergillus melleus, 3053 nucleotides. Its product is annotated as GMC family oxidoreductase. Gene Ontology annotation, molecular function: flavin adenine dinucleotide binding; oxidoreductase activity, acting on CH-OH group of donors. The coding region runs from base 1053 to 2918 and encodes 621 amino acids. The record is from RefSeq and is a predicted model, not a curated record. Gene Ontology annotation, biological process: secondary metabolite biosynthetic process. Lineage: Eukaryota; Fungi; Ascomycota; Eurotiomycetes; Eurotiales; Aspergillaceae. The transcript is spliced from 4 exons.